Molecule: messenger RNA, 936 nt
Organism: Macrosiphum euphorbiae (potato aphid)
Lineage: Eukaryota; Metazoa; Arthropoda; Insecta; Hemiptera; Aphididae
Source: the annotation of a GenBank genome assembly
AUGUAUGUUUCCUGUGGUUCCAGUAACGACUUGGAUCGUCAAAUCGAACAGCUUAGGCAAUGCGAAAUCAUCGGGGAACAGGAGGUGAAAGCAUUGUGUUUCAAAGCACGCGAAAUACUCAUUGAAGAGAGCAACGUGCAACGCGUCGACUCGCCCGUCACCGUAUGUGGAGAUAUUCAUGGACAGUUUUAUGAUCUAAAAGAAUUGUUUAAAGUAGGCGGUGAUAUUCCUGAAAGAAAUUAUUUAUUUAUGGGUGAUUUUGUCGAUCGAGGAUUCUUCAGUGUUGAGACAUUUUUACUUCUACUUGCCUUAAAAGUAAGAUAUCCUGAUCGAAUAACAUUAAUACGUGGUAACCAUGAAUCACGACAAAUCACUCAAGUUUAUGGUUUUUAUGACGAAUGCUUACGAAAAUACAAUAGUGUUGCUGUAUGGCGUUAUUGUACUGACAUUUUUGAUUAUCUGAGCUUAUCUGCUAUUAUUGAUGGAAAAAUAUUCUGUGUGCAUGGUGGUUUGUCUCCUUCAAUACAAACAUUGGAUCAAAUUAGAACCAUUGAUAGAAAACAGGAAGUUCCCCAUGAUGGACCUAUGUGUGAUCUAUUAUGGUCAGAUCCUGAAAAUACUCAGGGAUGGGGUGUGAGUCCUCGAGGUGCUGGAUACCUAUUUGGUUCUGAUGUUGUCUCCCAGUUUAAUACAACAAAUGAUCUAGAUAUUAUUUGUAGAGCUCACCAACUAGUCAUGGAAGGUUAUAAAUGGCAUUUUGAUGAAACUGUCCUUACUGUUUGGUCGGCACCCAAUUAUUGCUAUCGUUGUGGUAAUAUCGCGGCAAUAUUAGAACUCAGCGAAACACUUCAAAGAGAUUUUAUACUAUUCGAGGCAGCUAUACAAGAAGGACACGGAAUGCAAACAAAAAAACAUAUAGCUGACUAUUUCCUUUAA